GCAAAAGUCCUAGGAAACUGGUUGCAUUUCUGCUUCUUCGAUGUAGCCUCCUUUCUCUCUUACAAAAUCAAAAUAUAAAACACAGAGGAAUACCGCAGCCUUGACAGUCAAUUUCUAGGGUUUCUCUGGUAGAUUUAAGGUUAUUAUGUAUAGAACAGCAGGGUCGCGACUUCGAGCUCUCAAGAGCUAUGCUGGCAUUUUGGGUGCCACUCGAUAUGCAACUUCAAGUGCAGUUGCUUCUACGACAUCCUCACCAGGGUUCUUUAGCUGGCUGACUGGGGAACAUUCUGCUUCUCUUUCUCCUUUAGAUUCCCCAAUUCCUGGUGUUUCCCUUCCACCUCCUCUACCAGAUUAUGUUGAACCAAGCAAGGUUAAGUCAAAGACACUUGAAAAUGGUUUCAGGAUUGUUUCAGAAGCAUCACCGAAUCCUGCAGCCUCCAUAGGGUUAUAUCUCGAUUGUGGUUCUAUCUACGAGACACCCUUGUCAUGCGGGGCCACGCACUUGCUUGAACGAAUGGCAUUCAAGAGCACUAGGAACAGGAGCCACUUGCGCAUUGUUAGGGAAGUGGAGGCAAUUGGGGGUAGUGUUGCUGCUUCAGCUUCUCGGGAGCAAAUAGCUUACACUUUUGAUGCUCUUAAGACUCAUGUUCCUGAAAUGGUUGAAUUGCUCAUUGACUCUGUGAGAAAUCCUGUCUUUUUGGAUUGGGAAGUCAAUGAAGAGCUCAAGAAGAUCAAGGAUGAACUUGGACAACUAUCUAACAAUCCACAAGGCUUACUCCUGGAGGCAAUUCACUCCGCUGGAUAUAGCGGUGCAUUAGCGAAUCCUCUUUUGGCACCUGAAUCAGCACUAAACAGAUUAGAUAGUGUCAUUUUGGAGGAAUUUGUAUCUGAGCACUAUACACCUUCGCGAAUGGUUCUAGCAGCUUCUGGUGUUGAACUUGAGGAGAUUAUAUCUGUUGCAGAGCCACUGCUCUCUGACCUCCCACUUGUGCAACGUCCUGAAGAGCCAAAAUCUCUGUAUGUUGGUGGGGAUUAUCGUCGCCAAGCUGAUUCACCGAUGACACAUGUUGCUCUUGCUUUUGAAGUUCCUGGAGGCUGGCAUAAUGAGAAAGAAGCUAUAGUUUUGACUGUUCUUCAGAUGCUUAUGGGAGGUGGUGGCUCAUUCUCUGCAGGGGGGCCUGGAAAAGGGAUGCACUCACGACUCUAUCUCCGAGUCUUGAAUGAGUAUCACCAGCUCCAAUCUUUUUCUGCAUUCAACAGCAUCUUCAAUAAAACUGGAUUGUUUGGCAUAUACGCCAGCACUACCUCAGACUUUGUGGCAAAAGCUGUUGAUGUAGCAGUUGGAGAAUUAAUUGCAAUUGCACAACCUGGACAAGUUACCAAGUUACAACUUGAUCGUGCCAAAGAGUCUACGAGAUCUGCUGUGCUGAUGAAUUUGGAAUCUCGAAUGAUUGUGACAGAAGAUAUAGGAAGGCAGUUUUUGACCUAUGGAGAAAGGAAGCCGGUGGAACAUUUCUUAAAGGCCUUGGAUGAGAUCACUGCCAAGGACAUUACCAACAUUGCACAAAAGAUGCUCUCUUCACCUCUAACAAUGGCAUCAUAUGGAGAUGUUGUUAACGUCCCAAGCUAUGAGUAUGUUAGCAGCAAGUUCCAUGCAUAAAUUGAGUGGCCAUUGCAGAUCCUGUGCUCGCAGCAAGCCAAUUUCCUUUUCUUGCACUGUUGAAAUAAAAAAAAAUUUUGAUCAAGUUUUUUCUACAGAUGAAAGGAAAUAUGACCCGUCCAAUUCUUUUGGAAUUUACUGUUUAUUUGUUCCAAACCUGAGGAUCAGAUUUUUUUUUUUUUUUUUAAUGAUUAUCAUAAGAAUUUUGGAGUUUUGGUUGCUCAUGGCAGGGGAAAAUGAAAUCCAGCAAUGUGGGAAGUUCAUUUAUCAUUAGCAAAUGAACUUUUUAUUGGCUCAA
This is a messenger RNA of Manihot esculenta (cassava), 1958 nucleotides long. RefSeq names its product mitochondrial-processing peptidase subunit alpha. Gene Ontology annotation, molecular function: metalloendopeptidase activity; metal ion binding. The record is from RefSeq and is a predicted model, not a curated record. The transcript is spliced from 13 exons. Gene Ontology annotation, biological process: proteolysis. Lineage: Eukaryota; Viridiplantae; Streptophyta; Magnoliopsida; Malpighiales; Euphorbiaceae. Gene Ontology annotation, cellular component: mitochondrion. Bases 146 to 1660 code for a protein of 504 amino acids.